AUGGGGUACAGGACUUCUGUGUGGAGCCCCUAUGGGACUGCUAGAAAAGUCACCUCCCUCUGCCAGCUCCUGGGACGUUCCUCCAUGGAGAGCAGCAUCAGUGGGGUCCAUGAAGAAGAAGCUGGAGCAGUGGUGCUGCAGAAGCAGCAGCAGUCGACCAGCAAGACAACGGGUGUAGGGCACAUAUUGGUUGAAGCAUGUCAGUUGGUGGUGUCUGCCAAAAGACAUUUUCCAUGCGGAAGCCAUACAACAUGCCUCCCAUGGGCAUUUCAUUGUGACAGCAUAAUUGACUGUGAGAAUGGUGCAGAUGAAGAGAACCAUGGUCUCCACCAAUACCCAGGAGGUUGCAGCUGCAUGGAAACAGAACUAGAAUGUGCUCCUGUUAAUUUAAAGUCUGUUCCACUUCUUUCAAGAAAUGUAACCCUCUUGUCACUCACACACAACCAGAUAAAUUCUCUUCCAGAUGAAGUUUUUGGCAAGUAUACAAAGGUGAAGAAAAUAUUUCUGCAACACAAUUGCAUUCAGACAACAUCAAGGAACACAUUCUUUGGACUAUGCAAACUUCAGAAAUUGUAUAUCAGUCAUAAAUGUAUCACUAGUUGGAAACCUGGGGUACUCAGAGAACUACACAAAUUGAAAUGGCUAAUUCUAGGUUAUAACCCAAUAAUGAAAAUUUCACAGCAGUUGUUUACUGGGCUAAAGUCUUUGGUUUUUUUCGAACGCCUACAGGAAACUCAUGAUCUAAACUGGAAAUUCUUGGAUACAACCAGCAGACACCUAGCAUCUCCUUUUAGAAAACUGAAACAAUCAAUGAUAAACAAUUCACUUGAGACUCUGUCCAAGAUCUGUACUCAAAUGCCUCUUAUUAACUGGAUGGAUUUUGAAGGCAAUCAUAUAACCUUAACUAAUACCACCUUCCUGGAAUACGAUGCACUGACCGUAUUGGAUCUGUCCAGCAACAUGAUUACAAAAUUAUGACGUUAUAUUUUUAUAGACCUAAAGUAUUUACAAAAGCUGGAAGCUAUAAUAUAUCUUUCUUUUAGCAAUCUGUCUUUCAGUCCACUUUCUCAGUUCUCUGAGGAUCGCUUUGAAAGUCUUCAGCAGCUGCAGUCACUAGACCUGGAAAUGAUCGAGAUUCUGAAUAUAAACAGAAUAAUGUUUCAAUGUAUGAGGAACCUCUCCCACAUGUAUGUAUGCAAAAUAAAAGAAAGAAUAAUUAAGGGGCAGCAUUACAUGUUCAUUUCUUUACUUUCAGCUACUUCAAAAAGUUUCACUUAUUGUUUCUAUGCACUCCACGUGCGACUACACACAUCAUGAACAGAUGGGAUUUCAUCAUUUGAAGAUCUCUUAGUUAACAAUGUUCUGAGAACAUUUUUGUGGGUCAUAGCUUGUGUUACAUGUUUUGGAAAUCUUGUCAUCAGAAGGAGAUCAUUCAUCCAAGCAGAAAAUGAGAUGCACACCAUGUCUAUGAAAAUGAUGGCAUUCAUCACCACGCUACCUACAGAGGUCUGAGUCCUGUUGUUGACAUAUCUGACCUUGGAGAAGUAUUUAGUGGUUGUCUUUCUCUUCAUUAAUAUCCGUCCUGGAAAGCAGCAGUCAGUAGCGUUUCUUACAUCCAUAUGGAUUGCUGUAUUUGCCAUAGCAACAAUCCCAUUUUGGGAUGAGGAUUUUUUUGGAAAUUAUUACAGGAAAAAUGGAGUUUGUUUCCCACUGAAUUCUGAUCAAACUGAAGAAGUUGGAGGCAACAGGUAUUUCCGUGGUGUAGUUCUUGGUGUGAACCUGCUAGCCUCCAUCAUCAUAAUGUUUUCACAUGUCAGCACGUUUUAUUCUGUUCAAUAAACUGCCCUUCAGACAUCAGAAGUAAGAAGUCACAUUCACAGGGAUGUUGCUGUGGCCAAUCGAUAUUUUUUUAUAGUAUUCACUGAUGCCAUCUGCUGGAUUCCUGUCUUUGUCAUUGAAAUCCUCUCCUUAUUCCAGGUGGAAAUUCAAGACACUGUCCGUUCCUGGAUAGUGAUAUUUGUUCUGCCAAUACACAGUGCCUUGAAUCCCGUUCUCCAUACUCUCACAACUAGUUUCUUCAAGGAGAAGUUGAAGCAGUCACUGGACAAUCAUUGCAGGAGGGCAAUUUUCAAAAAUGACAAAAAAACUUUGGCCACUUCAGUCAUCCGGACAGACGAUCCCCUCACCCAUUGCUCUUCAUUUAUGCUUGGAUUUUUAAAAAAUAACUCCUGA
Molecule: messenger RNA, 2232 nt
Organism: Gavia stellata (red-throated loon)
Lineage: Eukaryota; Metazoa; Chordata; Aves; Gaviiformes; Gaviidae
Gene: RXFP2
Product: relaxin family peptide receptor 2
Biological process (GO): G protein-coupled receptor signaling pathway
Cellular component (GO): membrane
Molecular function (GO): protein binding; G protein-coupled receptor activity
Source: RefSeq, a predicted model, not a curated record